Plasmodium relictum is the source of this 462-nucleotide messenger RNA. RefSeq names its product cytochrome c2 precursor, putative. Bases 1 to 462 code for a protein of 153 amino acids. Gene Ontology annotation, biological process: mitochondrial electron transport, cytochrome c to oxygen; mitochondrial electron transport, ubiquinol to cytochrome c. The transcript has a single exon. The record is from RefSeq and is a predicted model, not a curated record. Gene Ontology annotation, cellular component: mitochondrial intermembrane space. Lineage: Eukaryota; Apicomplexa; Aconoidasida; Haemosporida; Plasmodiidae. Gene Ontology annotation, molecular function: electron transfer activity; heme binding.
AUGAAAAUGAAUAAUAGUAAUAUGAGUGAUAUGCUUGAAGAUGAAUUAUCAGACAAUUUCGUAUUACCUAAGGGUGAUAAAAUAAAAGGAGAAAAACUAUUUAAGAAGCAUUGUAAACAGUGUCAUUCAAUAGCUCCUGACAAUAGUCAAACAAACUCAGGAUUCACAAGUUGGGGACCCUCUUUAUUUAAUGUAUAUAACAGAACAGCUGGAAUGACUAUGGGAAAUUCACCAUUUCAAGUUUCUCCUGAUAUGUACUCGUCAGGUAUUAUAUGGAAUGAUGUCAAUUUACUCAAAUAUAUGAAAAAUCCAAAGCAAUUUGUUGAAUCAAAUAUUGGUAUGAACUUCAAGGGGAUUUCAAAUUUUCAAGACAGAGUUGAUAUUGUACAUUAUUUAAAAACGUUAACGUAUGAUGAUCCUCAUGGAAGAGAAAUUGCAGAAAAAUACUCAAAAAAAAAAUAA